AGACGUCGUACUCGCUGCGCAGUCUGCAGGUUUUUCUUUUGUCGAUCACUCAGCUUUUGGGUGGUGCGCUCCUCGUGUACUGACAUCUAGAAUCUGACGGCCAGUUCCGGAUUAGUCAAGUGCCGAAAUGACGUCGAGCUACACGCGCCUGUUCCGCGUCCUAUUCGUUAUCAUAUUCCUGAAGUUGCUCUUCCUUCUCGGCCUCUAUUUGCACAGUUACGACGGCGUUUCCAGGUUUCACAGGAGUCCGCAAGUGGACAUCUUCGACGAGUUGCUAGUGGAUCGAAGGGAAAUGCCCUCGUUGGAGCAGCGAAUGAAAUGGAUUCGUGAGGAGAUGCCUUCUUUUCCGCUGGAAGAACUAAUUGCCAGAGAGAAUCUGCAUUUGCCUUCACCAGCUUGUGGCCCGGCGCCAGAUCUGAUGAAUAUUGACUUCCACAAUACCUAUUGGCAGAGGGCUGUUAAUCAGAACCUCACGUACUACCUCUUCGCAGCCUACUACGAUGCUAGGGAAGCAGUGCCAGAGGCUCCGCUGGUUCGUCUUUUGGCAAUGGUAAACCAGCACAAGGACGACUCCUACAAGUACCCCGAAAUCUUCUGCCAGUUUUGGUUUAAGGGCGUAGCUUCACCGGUUAUUGUUCCCGUUUCGGAGCACCUGGUCAUGUGGCCAUUUGGGCACGCUCCUCGGCGAUAUUACCCGACAUUUUUGAGCUGUCCCUUGCCGGAGGGUCAGUAUCAAUGGCAGGUCCCCAAGAUGGUUUCCUUGACGGCCAAGAAAUGCGACAGGGCAAGAAACCUCUUGAGGGUGAUUUACGAAACAGACGAAACAGCAGAUGUUGCCAAAGAUCUGGGAAAGCCCGAAGUGAACGCCACGUCGUCCUCCAAAUCCACCGAUCCCAAAUUUGUGAUAUGUGUAAAGGCCAUGGAUUUUCCGUAUGAAGAUAAGUCCUGGCGCCUGAUCGAGUGGUUGGAGCUAAUGCGUUUGUUGGGCGCCCACAAAGUGGUGAUGUACGAUGCCCAAAUGCAUCCGAAUAUGACGAGGGUGAUCAACGACUAUUUAACCACGAGUCCCGGCUUCGUGGAGCUUCGUCCAAUGUCCUUGGGCCGGGGGGAGCCGCAUGCCCGACCACAUUUCCAGCACUAUGCAAUGAUGGCGGAUGGCUUCAAUCGAAUCCUGAACGAAAUGAUACCGUACAACGACUGCUUCUACCGGAAUAUGUACAAGUACGACUAUGUCGCUGUGUUCGAUAUCGACGAAGUGAUAAUGCCACUCGGCAACUGCACCACCUGGCCGGAGUUGGUGAAACUAGCCCGGAUUGUUCCGGACUAUGAGAGCCGCACUCCCGCAGAUUGUGAGGAGUGGGUGAGCUUCUGUUUCCGGAACGUGUACUACCCAAGGUAUCCAGAGCGUCCGAAGGUUUACCGGAACUUGUCCAGCUCCUUCUACAUGCUGCAGCACGUGGAGCGGGUGAGGCAGCAUUGCAAUCGCGGGGCGGCAGCAAAGUGUAUCCACGACACCCGAUUCGCCGUCGGACUGCACAACCACUUCACAUUCUAUCACACCGAGGAAGCGGCAUGUGCCGCCAAAUCGGUGCCCAUUGAGUUUGCCCAGAUGCAGCACUAUCGCGAACCCGACACGAAGUCCCUGCUGAUCGAUCCCAUUGUGGAUGCCAGCAUCUGGCGGUUUCAGCCCCUUUUGCAGGCAAGAGUUGAGCAACGAUACCGGAGACUGGGCUUCCUGCCCAGCGAGCAGCAACUGGCGGAGACUCUGGAAAGUCGUCGAAGGCGGGAUGAACUGCAAUUGAGGGAGGCCGUGGGAGCAGCCUAGGAUCUUAUCAGGAGAAAAGCUCCUAAAAACUUGAGCGUUUUUCUGUACAUUUUUUUUUUAGCAUGACUUAGUAAUACUUGGACUCCUAGUGAUUUUAUGAGUAGAAUAUUUAAUAAAUACGCCUAUGUAUAUAUGAUAUAUUAAGAAGC
Messenger RNA from Drosophila ficusphila, 1974 nucleotides. RefSeq lists its product as uncharacterized. NCBI's taxonomy places the organism in Eukaryota, Metazoa, Arthropoda, Insecta, Diptera, Drosophilidae. The transcript is spliced from 2 exons. Bases 128 to 1825 code for a protein of 565 amino acids. The record is from RefSeq and is a predicted model, not a curated record.